AUGGCAUCAUCUGAGAACGUCGCAAGCAUUGAGCCCUGGAUGAUGCUUCGUCCACCCGUAACCGAUUCCUGGCUCGCCGAGUUCUUCACUCGCGACACCGAUUCCAUCACCAGGGCUCUUCAGAAGUCUCUAUCCGCCGCGGCGGUCUUGCCGGAAGACAACAACUUUUUCCCGUUUGUUAACAAUUCCGAUACCGCCGCCGCUGCAACCACCACCACCACUCCCACCGUCUCCAGCCUCUCAGGCUCUGACCACGACUCAGCUCCCCGCCGCCGCGCGCCCCAGGCCACCGGGAAGAUCUCCAAGCGGAAGUCGCGCGCCUCCAAGCGCUCCCAGACCACGUUCAUCACGGCAGACCCGGCCAAUUUCCGCCAGAUGGUGCAGCAGGUCACCGGCGUCCGAUUCGGGGCAGCUGCGCCGAUUGCGCCUGCUGUUCUAAAACCCGAGCCGCAUCGUCCUGCAGGGAAUCUUGCAAGGUUCUCCGCCGCCGCAGGGUGUCUGCCGACGCUGGACACGUCUGCCUUCCUGCUGGACCAUAAUCAGCAGGUGGUGGGCCCUACCUCUGCAGGAUCAGGGCCUGCGACCGGGCUUUCUGUGCCCGGGCAACUCCACUUUCCCCCGCCUCUCUCAGGCUUAGAUCCUAACGCUGCCUCCUUGGCUUCCUUAGGCUUAGAUUUUGACACCUUCUCUAGCUUCCCCACUCUCGAGUCCUGGAAAGUCAUGUGA
Sphenostylis stenocarpa is the source of this 726-nucleotide messenger RNA. The record is from the annotation of a GenBank genome assembly. Lineage: Eukaryota; Viridiplantae; Streptophyta; Magnoliopsida; Fabales; Fabaceae.